Mucor mucedo is the source of this 1086-nucleotide messenger RNA. RefSeq lists its product as uncharacterized. NCBI's taxonomy places the organism in Eukaryota, Fungi, Mucoromycota, Mucoromycetes, Mucorales, Mucoraceae. The transcript has 7 exons. The record is from RefSeq and is a predicted model, not a curated record. Gene Ontology annotation, molecular function: sterol binding. Bases 1 to 1086 code for a protein of 361 amino acids. Gene Ontology annotation, cellular component: membrane; cytosol; intracellular membrane-bounded organelle.
AUGAUUGGACGUGUUGCAAAUGAUACGGAUGCGGAUUGUACAGAAGUAUUGGAAGAUAACAGUCGUAGUAUCUUGAUGGGUAUUAUUAAUCAACUACGAAAAGAUAUGGAUUUACAACGAGUGACGUUACCUACCUUUGUACUUGAGCCUAGAUCCAUGUUGGAAAGAGUCAGUGAUUUCUUCAGUCAUCCAGACCUAUUGAUAGAGGCGAGUACAAAGACAGAUCCCGUCGCUAGAUUUUUGGACGUGGUCCGUUAUUUCUUAUCUGGUUGGCAUAUCAAGCCCAAGGGGGUCAAAAAGCCGUACAAUCCCGUUUUGGGAGAAAUCUUUCGAUGUAAAUACAAAUACAAGAAUGGUACAGAAGCAGUGUAUGUGGCAGAACAAGUCUCACAUCAUCCACCUAUCUCUGCCUAUUACUAUGGUAGUCCUGAUCAUGGUGUGUAUAUCCAAGGAGACCUAAGACCGAAAUCACGGUUCUUGGGGAACAGUGCAGCUACCCUGAUGGAAGGUGAAAAUCAUAUCAUUUUCACUCAUUUGUUUAAUGAACGAUAUGAUAUUACCAUGCCUAAUGUCUAUGCCAGAGGUAUCCUAUUUGGUAAAAUGGUUUUGGAAUUGGGUGAUAGUUGUGUGGUUCGUUGCCGUACAAGCGAUUUGAUAUGUGAACUGGACUUUAAAACAAAGGGAUUCUUUUCCGGUCAGAAUAAUUCCGUCACGGGUAAGGUUAAAAGGGAAUCUACGGGUGAGGUACUCUAUGAGAUAUCAGGACAGUGGUCCAACGAGAUAUACAUCAAAAUGGCCAAGGGAUCGCAAAAGAACCUAUUUUUUGAUGUCAAGAGUUCUGUCAUUCAUCCCAUGAUUGUCCAAGACAUAGCAGACCAACAUGAAAUGGAAUCCAGAAGACUGUGGUCCAAAGUGUCUGCUGCACUUGUACAGGAUGAUAUGGAUACAGCGACUCUAGAAAAGACAUGUAUAGAAGAUAAACAACGUGAAGACACGAAAAAACGCGAGGCGUCUGGUCAAGAAUUUCAAUCAAAGUAUUUCAAUUUAACACAUGGCGAUUAUGAAUUUAAAGCCAUAUCCCAGUAA